ACGUGUGACGUCACUGAUCGAGGCGCGUGCAUGUUUGCACCUGACUGACGCUGUGAACACGGAAGUGAAACAACUUGUUGCUCUAGAUUCAGUCAUUCAUCGGCACAAACAUGAGUGUCUUAAAUAUAGUUUUAAUCGGGCUUGCGUCUUUAUUAGUCCCAGCUCCGGCGCUGGAUAACGGGCUAGCUUUAACUCCCACCAUGGGCUGGCUGCACUGGGAGAGAUUCAUGUGCAACACCGACUGUGACGCGGAUCCGCAGAACUGUAUUAGAGAGGAGCUGUUCAUGGAGAUGGCAGAUGUGAUGGUGAAAGAAGGAUGGAAGGAUGCUGGAUAUGAGUUUGUGUGCAUUGAUGAUUGCUGGCCCUCGCACGAGAGGGACGCCCAGGGGCGUCUGCAGGCCGACCCCAAGAGGUUUCCCAGUGGAAUCAAAAAACUAGCAGAUUAUGUCCAUGCCAAAGGCCUGAAGCUGGGGAUAUAUGCAGAUGUUGGCACAAAGACAUGUGCAGGCUACCCUGGGACUUUGGGCUACUAUGACAUUGAUGCUAAAACCUUUGCAGACUGGGGUGUGGAUCUGUUAAAAUUCGACGGAUGCUUCAUGCCUGACUGGCAUCAGCUAGGAGAAGGUUAUAUGAACAUGUCGAGAGCUCUAAACCAGACAGGCAGAAGUAUUGUUUACUCCUGUGAAUGGCCAUUAUAUGAGUGGCAACACCAACAGCCUGACUAUGAGGCAAUUAGCAAGACCUGUAACCACUGGCGUAACUAUGGAGAUGUUUAUGACCAGUGGACCAGUGUGAAGAGCAUCUUGGACUGGACAGCUGAUCAGCAGAAGAUCUUGGUCCCUGUGGCAGGACCAGGUGGAUGGAAUGACCCUGAUAUGCUGGUCAUAGGGAACUUCGGCCUGAGCCACGAUCAGCAGCAGACUCAGAUGGCCUUGUGGGCUAUCAUGGCUGCCCCACUUCUGAUGUCCAACGACCUGCGAAACAUUUGUCCCAAAGCCAAAGAACUUCUGCAGAACAAACAGAUCAUUGCCAUCAGCCAGGACCCUCUGGGCAAGCAGGGCCAUCUUACAUUAAAAGGUGACAGUUUUGAGGUGUGGGAGCGACCCUUGUCAGGCAACAGGCUGGCCGUGGCAGUGAUGAAUAGACAGGAGAUUGGCGGUCCACGCAGAUUCAUCAUUUCCUUAGCGACGCUGCCUAGUUGGCAGCUCUGUGAUCCGAAGUGCAACGUAACACAGAUCCUGCCUGUGUACCGGGAAAUAGGUGUCCAGAAUCUCAUUUCAGAGGUGAUGGUCCAAGUCAAUCCCACAGGCACAACACUUCUCACUGUCACCCCUAUCAAAAGCAAUCCUCAUGACACCCUGUGACAUGACUUGGAAAGCAAAACUUUCCAAAGAAAUGGGAAAUGUAUCAUUGCACUAAUGCAAUCGAGUUAAACUUCCUGAUGUUUCCCCCUUUUGAAUAUUGCUUUAGAAUCUAUUUAAAAAGUGCACAUUAAGGAAUCAAAAUUCAGUUGUAGUAAUGUAUCAUUUUACUGUGCAUAAAACAUUCACAAAGCACUUUAACUCUAAGAAAUGUUGAGUUUAUACUUUAUACGCACCUGUUUUACCUAUGUUUUCAAUUUUCUACAGAUGUACUGUACUACAAAACCUUAUCACAUUCAUGGAUAAUCUGUUCCACUUCACAGUGAAGACUUAAAAUGUGUUUAAAGGUUUCAUUGCCAAUUAAAUUCUUAUUUUAACAUACAUAAAGACCCUCAGGGAUUUUACAGAUCAUUUGUCUUGUUCUGUAAUGAAUAUCUAAAAUCAAUAAAAGUGUUUCUGUAA
Molecule: messenger RNA, 1823 nt
Organism: Carassius carassius (crucian carp)
Lineage: Eukaryota; Metazoa; Chordata; Actinopteri; Cypriniformes; Cyprinidae
Gene: gla
Product: galactosidase, alpha
Exons: 7
Coding region: 111-1364 (417 amino acids)
Biological process (GO): glycoside catabolic process; oligosaccharide metabolic process; glycosylceramide catabolic process
Cellular component (GO): cytoplasm
Molecular function (GO): alpha-galactosidase activity
Source: RefSeq, a predicted model, not a curated record